AUGGAACCUGUUUGUGACAAGAUUGAUUAUUAUGAGAAGAAUAAUUUAGAUAGAAUAAUUGACACACUACAGCAAGCACACUCCAAAGGUAUUCUGCACAGAGACCUUCGAAAAUGUAACAUUCUUAAAGACAGGGAUUCUAGAACCAUUCGAGUUGUGGAUUGGGGAUAUGCAGUUGAUGUCCACACAUCUCAACCAUUUGCUGGUGGGCUUGACUGUGCAUCAGACUUGGCAUUGAAAUCAGUGAUAGAAAGAAGAAGUAUUGUUUAUCAGAAGUCAGAUGACCUAGUUAGUUUAUUAAGAAGCUUUUACCUCACUUUACAUGGAUGUAAUGGGUUGGACAUAUUUGCCUUUGGAAAUAAGGAUUUUCAAGGGCAUGCUGAAAAGACAAUGGCUUUUUGGAAAUCCCAUGGACAGUCGGAGCUCUGGCAGGAGCUUUUUCAACUUGCUGAAAGUUGUGAUUAUCAAGGGUUGAAGAACAAGAUUGCAGAACUAUAUUGA
This is a messenger RNA of Paraglomus brasilianum, 501 nucleotides long. The record is from the annotation of a GenBank genome assembly. Lineage: Eukaryota; Fungi; Glomeromycota; Glomeromycetes; Paraglomerales; Paraglomeraceae.